CAAGCUUCCUCUGUUAAUCUUGUAUCCAUUACCAUAAGUAUACGCCUUGUAAUUGCUUGGACGGAAAACUUAUUGAUAUCCUUGUCUUUCAAGCGCAAUACUGUCACACGAUGGCCUUCAUCUGUUAGCGAUGGUAACACAAAGUAUUCGCUGGUACAUUACUUAAAAAGUGAGCAGUCAAAAAAGGCUUGGCAGUGUCAAGAUGUUGUGCAGCAUCAUCUAGUAAAAAACGCAACGGAGAUUCUUUAUUGUCUGCUUGAGGAGAGCUGCCAUUGUCCCCGUUUACACGUGACGCUUCUCGGUUAUGAAAAUGACAAAUUGAUCGAAUCUAAGGGAAUGGAAAAACGUGGUAGUCCGGGACCACAGCCAGCGGGUGACAUUGGACCACUUAAAUGGAAUGAUCAGCUAGCUGAAAUAGCUCAAAGAUGGGCUAAUCAGUGUUUAAAGGGUCAUGAUGAAUGCAAAAGUGCUUACUAUGUGGGCCAGAAUAUAGGUGGAGGUUAUGUUUAUCCUGGUGAACUUACAUUAGAAGAAAUUAUAAAAGGCUGGUACGACGAAGUUCAACUUUUCAACGCAAACCAUGUAGAUCGCUUUGCAGGAAGUCAGCCAAAUCGUAUUAUUGGUCAUUAUACUCAAUUGGUCUCGGGAAGAACAACUGAAAUUGGAUGUGGUAUAUUGAAAAAUUAUAAAUCUUUUCCCGAAGUCCAAGCAAAGAAAACGACUUUAAUUUGUAAUUAUGGACCAGGCGGCAACAUCUUGGACCAACCAAUGAACCCUGGAUGCAAAUUUUUUAUGAUAACUAAUGUCCUUACACCUGAAGAAAAAAAAGAAAUCCUGAACCUGCAUAACGAACUUAGGUAUAAACAUGCCACCAUGAGUGAGAGUUAUGGUGAACUUCCUUUUCCGGAAAAUUACAAAGAGUUCACCUGGAGCGACGAAUUAGCUGAAAUAGCUCAGACAUGGACUAACCAGUGCAUGGGAAGAGAUCAACAUGAUAAAUGCCGAAGAACUGAUAAAAUAGAACAUGUUGCUCAAAACAUCGCUGAAGGAGAAGGAAGCAUCAGAGAUUUGGUGAAUCAGUGGUACGGUGACCUCAGAGUUUUGAAGAGUUCGGACUAUCGUAAAUUGGAAGAGUGGGAUCGUUGGGAGGUGGAGACUCAAGCUUAUCGUUACAAAACAUUCGUUUGGAGCGAAGUUAGGGAAUUAGGUUGUGGUGUCAGUGUAUUGCCAAAUCGUAAUACUUGUAAAAAUUCAAUGAUAAAAAAUCAAAAAUUUUCCUUGAAUUUCACUGAAAAAAUUCAAAUUUUAAAUUUACACAAUGAAUACAGACAGAAAGUUGCUCGUGGAAAAGAAACUCGCGAAUUGUUCGAAGUAUCUCAGCCAGCUGGAAUAAUUGGCAACCUUACAUGGAACGAUGAAUUGGCCAAAAUCGCUUUGCGAUGGGCACGUCAGUGCAUAUUUGAUAAUGAUCAGUGCAGAGAUAUUAAGAAAGGACGCGUUGGCCAAAAUAUAGCUAAGCUAGGUGGAGACGGUCCCUACGGGCCGAGCUUCAACAUGUUAAUCUCAUCGUGGUACGAUGAGGUGGAAAAGUUCGACUCAAGGUAUGUCAAAAACUUCCACAUGGACAACCAGACGCGCAAAAAAGUAGGACAUUACACGCAGCUUGUUUGGGGCAAUACUAAAGAAGUCGGUUGUGGGAUUAUGCGGAACUUCAAUAAAACUGAUAAGCUUGUCUAUGACUUUGACAGAAAAUUGAUACCCAAGUUUAACCCAGACCCGGAAACGUUCAACAAAAUUAGCAAUUUCACUCAAAUUUUAUGGCACAAAACCGCGGAAGUUGGUUGCGCUAGAGCAGUGGAUGAAAUAGGUGUUAAGCUAUACAAAAUUACUCUUGUUUGUAACUGGAAGCCAGCGGGCAACAUAUUUGGCACAUAUUUUUUUACACCAUUUUGGCAGCUAUUAUUGCUGUUGUUGCUGCUGAUCGAUGUCAUCCAGAAACUUGCAAUGGGAAGCAACAUACUGCUUGUGUCUAUCUCCCCAGCACCAGCAUCAACGUGUAACAAAGUUCAGACAACCGGAGUGAAAGAUUAUGAAAAAAAAGAAAUCGUGGAUGCCCACAACAAAUUCCGCGCCAAGGUAGCUAGCGGAAAAGAAUCUCUGGGUCACCCUGGACCACAACCAGCUGGAAUAAUUCCACCCUUAAAAUGGGACGAUGAAUUGGCUAAGACUGCUCAGAUUUGGGCUAACCAGUGUCAAAUGGGACAUGACAAGUGCCGUGAUGUCGAUCGCUUCCAAGUUGGACAGAAUAUCGCGACAAAAAUGCACAGCGCAAAACACGUUGCUACAAUGUCAGAAUUGGUGCAAUUAUGGUACGACGAAGUGAAGGACUUCGACAGUCGCCAAGUAAGCGCCUUCAAAUGGCAAUCUACCCCACAAAUUGGACACUACACUCAACUUGUUUGGGGCGACACCACCACCGUCGGUUGUGGUCUCAUCAGUUUGAUUCAUUUUCACAAUAACGUUGCUAUGAUAAGUUUGGUGUUGGUUCUUGCGGUUGUCGGGUCCGCUUUAUCUUGGCGAUGCAAUCCACCGACAUGCAAUGGUGCUCAGCAUACUAUGUGUAGAUAUCGAUCAGCAUGGCCUGCAGCGACCUGCGGUACGGUACAAUCGAGUUCUUUGACCUCGGGCGAAAUAAACGACAUUCUUCGAACACAUAAUGACAAGCGGGCGUUCGUGGCAAGAGGUGCCGAAAGGCGUGGAAUUGCUGGCCCUCAACCCGCUGGAAGAAUCCCGCCCCUGACGUGGGACAAUGAACUGGCACAAAUUGCACAGAGGUGGGCUAAUCAGUGCCAAUUUGGUCAUGACACAUGUCGUAAUGUUGAUCGCUUUCGAGUCGGACAAAACAUCGCCAAAAUGAUGUAUAGCAACAAUUAUCAUGUUAGAUUGUCCGACUUGGUGGAACAUUGGUACAACGAAGUGAAGGAUUUCAAUAGGAACUACGUUCGCCGUUUUCGAUGGCAAUCUUCGCCAAAAAUUGGUCAUUAUACUCAGCUUGUUUGGGGAAAUACUAGGACGGUUGGUUGUGGAGCCAUUAGGUACAAAGAUUGGUACUGGUACACUACUUAUUUGGUUUGCAACUAUGGACCUACUGGAAAUUAUAUCGGUCAGCGUGUUUAC
Cotesia congregata is the source of this 3177-nucleotide messenger RNA. The record is from the annotation of a GenBank genome assembly. Lineage: Eukaryota; Metazoa; Arthropoda; Insecta; Hymenoptera; Braconidae.